UCCACUCCACCCGACGGCAUUGCUUGUCCACAACUUCCAAGGCGCGCCGGUCAUGUCAUCCCCCUCUUUUGCCCCCUCGCCGCCGCCUGCUGCAGCUCCUGCUCCCUCCACGCCUCCAUCAAUGCCGGCCCUCCACCGCCCGCCACCCCGAGGCAGCUGCUGCUAUAUCCCACCCUCCAGGCACCAUCCUCCGCCUCCCCGCUCAUCAAACCCACUCUGCCGACCCGCUACGCUGCCAUGUCCGAGGCGGCCACCGUCCUUCCGUCCAUGCGCGACCCCGGCGACGGCCCCGAGCCGCCUGGCACGGUUCCCGCCCGGCCCGACCUUGAUUUGAACAAGUCAGCUGGCGACGACGAGGGCGGCGGCGGGGCUGCCGAUCGCUCGAGACGGGGCGGUGAAAGCGCCGCCGACGGAACUUCACAGUCUGCACAUGGCGAUGCCGCCAUGACGCGGCUGCCUGGAAGGAUUGGCAAUGCGGCUCCACGGGGGAGACGUGGUGGCGCUGCCCAAGGAAGAGGAAUGAGGUUCAGGGCUACUGGUGAUGCGCAUACCGAUCAGGAGCAGCCUCGCGGGGACCUCCCUGAAGGCGUCGCUGGACGACAGGCUACCGGUGCAGGUGACCACGGUCUGAACAAGGAACCUGCAAAUUUGGGAAUAGAUCGCGGAGCGGCCGAUAGAUUUGCGAGUGAAGCCAUGAUAACGCCACAGGCUGAGAGGGCUGUGAAUUGUUCUGCCAUUGACCGAAGUGAAAGCCCAGCUUCGCAGCCUAGAGGAAAUGAUCCCCCAGAAAUUAUCGCCAAAGACGAAGCCACGGCAAUGCUGCCAGUGCCAGAGAGGGUUGAAGUAGGUAACUCCCCAAUAUAUAUAACUGGUAGGAAGUUGGGUAAAGGUAGCUCUGGCAAGGUCUAUGUUGGCAGACGAUUAGGUAUGCCCAGUGGAGGGUACAAGGGUCGGAAUGCAAUUGAGGUUGCACUGAAAUUUGUGCAUCGGAGAAGCAGGGAAGGUAGCUGUGACCCCCCAUAUGAGUGGCAAGUUUAUCAGGCUCUCAAUGGUUGUUAUGGCAUACCGUCGAUACACUACAAGGGUUGCCAAGGAGACUACUACAUUCUUGUAAUGGAUCUGCUUGGUCCUAGCCUCUGGGAUGUUUGGCAUUCAGCAGGACAGGAGAUGUCAGUUCUAAAGGUUGCUUGUAUUGCCAUCGACGCCAUAUCAAUUCUUGAGAAGAUUCACUCCAAAGGCUUUAUACAUGGUGAUGUAAAACCUGAAAACUUUUUGCUUGGUCAGCCUGGAUCCGCUCAAGAAAAGAAGCUUUUUCUCAUUAAUUUUGGUUUAGCAUCUAACUGGAAAUGGAAAAGAGGAUCAUCCAGUAUGCAUGUUCAGUAUGAUCAGAGGCCAGACAUAUUUAGGGGAACAAUUAGCUAUGCUAGCGUCCAUGCCCAUUUAGGUCGUACGGGCAGUAGGAGGGGUGAUUUGGAGUCACUGGCAUACACCCUUAUAUUUUUAUUACGAGGAAGCUUGCCAUGGCAAGGCUAUCAGGGAGAUAACAAUAGCUUUCUUGUUUGUAAGAAGAAAAUGGAGAUUUCACCAGAGGUGCUGUGUAGCUUCUGUCCAGCCCCAUUCAAACAUUUUCUUGAGUUGGUUACUACUAUGAAAUUUGAUGAAGAGCCAAACUACCAAAAACUUGUUUCUCUCUUUGAUGAUUUGAUUGUCGGACCUGCUUCAAGACCCAUCAGGAUCGCUGGAGAUCUAGAGGUUGGACAUAAACGUGGAAGAAUUGCUGCAAAUCUUGAAGAAGAUGAACAGCCUAUGGAAAAAGUUCGGUUGGGGAGCCCUGCAACUCAAUGGAUUUCGAUUUAUAGUGCUAGGCAGAACAUGAAGCAGCGAUACCACUAUAAUAUAGCUGAUUCAAGGCUGCCUCAUCACAUACAAAAUGGUUAUGAAGAUGGCGUGUUCAUUAGUUGUAUAGCUUCUUCAAAAAAUGUGUGGGCUCUUAUCAUGGAUGCUGGGACCGGCUUUUCUUCUCAAGUUUUCGAUCUUUCACAAAAUUUCCUACAGAAGGAUUGGAUUAUGGAGCAGUGGGAGAAGAACUUCUACAUAACUGCAAUAGCUGGAGCAACCAAUGGAAGCUCAUUGGUUGUGAUGUCCAAAGGGACUCCGUACACACAGCAGUCAUACAAAGUCAGUGAAUCUUUUCCUUAUAAGUGGAUUAAUAAAAAGUGGAAAGAAGGAUUUCAUGUAACAUGUAUGGGUACUGCUGGGAACCGUUGGGGUGUUGUCACGUCGAGGAACACAGACUACUCCUACCAGGUUGUUGAGAUAGAUUUUGUGUAUCCAAGUGAAGGGAUCCAUCAGCAAUACGGCGCCGGUUACAGAAUAACCUCAUGUGCAGCCACGCCCGACCAAGCCGCUUUUAUCAUGAGCAUAACCAAGGAGUCCAGGACGAUACCAGUGGACGAAACUUUUCUAACUUCUGAUUUCCCCAGCAAGGCUACAAAGGAACAAUGGGCGAAGGACCUAUACAUCACCUCGAUCUGCCAUGGGCGAACUGCGUGUUGACGGCUGCGUUGGACCUUCAAGCAAGGCGAAUUACCGAGUGGUGGGAUUCUUUUGGGAUUUUACGUUGCAAAUGGUUGGCUCUGGCCUCUUGCAGUAACCUGCGGCUCUGAUUGUAAAGAAUCAUAUGGAGAGCUACGUAGAAACGCACCAGACCAUAUGUUUUUUUUUAGAAGAACAGGGAGGCCUCUCCCCGGUUCCAUUAACAAGAAUGAAACCAUACAUAGUCUUUUCUUA
Molecule: messenger RNA, 2790 nt
Organism: Aegilops tauschii subsp. strangulata
Lineage: Eukaryota; Viridiplantae; Streptophyta; Magnoliopsida; Poales; Poaceae
Product: casein kinase 1-like protein HD16
Biological process (GO): protein phosphorylation
Molecular function (GO): ATP binding; protein kinase activity
Source: RefSeq, a predicted model, not a curated record